AUGGACAUUGAGGUGCCUGCCAUGCCACGGUUGGCACCUCCUGAGUCCACUAUACAGAACUGGCUUCUGCCGGGGUCAUCUGACAGCAAUGGGGGCAACAAAAGGACAACAAAAGAAGGAUUUGGUGAUUUGAGAUUCCAGAACUUCUCUCUGCCGAAAAAUAGGUCAUGGCCACACCUCAGCAGUACCAAAGGCCGGUGUCGGGCGGUUCUUGAACCUCUUCCGGAUCAUAGAAGGAACUUGGCUGCAGUCCUGGAUGGAGGAAAAUGCCACAGUGAUGAUGACUAUGAAGAUCCUGAGCUCCAGCUGCUAAAGGCAUGGCCAUCGAUGAAAAUUUUACCAGCCAGACCUAUACAGGAAUCAGAAUACGCAGACACACGCUACUUCAAGGAUAUGAUGGAGGCUCCCCUUCUGCUACCCCCCAAGGCUUCUGUUCCCAUUGGGAAGCAAAUCUGGAAUAUAGGGAUGAGGCGACAGGAAGAAGUCUUUUACAGGGACAAGCCCAUCUCCAAGGAUGUCAGAAGCCAACACUUUAAAGGAUUCAAAUACACAGAGGUGAACAAGAUUCCUGUGCCGCCUCCCCGGCAGAUUAGCUCAAAAGACUUUGGUAAGUUAUUCACCAUUAUCUUUUUUAAUUCGAUGCAGGUCCUUGGAGCAGAAGAAGGAUCUUAUCACCAGACAAAGCCAGGACCUUCUUGCCCAUCACAAAACCAAAACACUCAGAAGAGUCCACCUGACAUCGCCAGCUCUUCCUACAUGCCAGCAAAGCACACUGUACACGUCAGAGACCAUACAGGCAUCAUGCAACACCGUCCUCAGAGAUGCCAAGCUGCAGCCAGCCCCAGCCCUCAUGAUCGUGUGCUGCCCUAUGAAAACACAAACACGGAGAAACCUGUCCCCACCAAGCCUGAUGAAAAGGAUGUCCAGCAGAAUGAAUGGUACAUUGGAGAAUACAGUCGCCAGGCAGUGGAAGAGGUGCUGAGGAGAGAGAACAAGGAUGGUACCUUUUUGGUCCGAGAUUGUUCCACAAAAUCCAAGGCAGAACCCUAUGUUUUGAUGGUGUUUCACAGAAACAAAGUCUACAAUGUGAAAAUUCGUUUCCUAGAGAGCAAUCAGCAGUAUGCUCUGGGGACAGGACUCAGAGGAAAUGAGAUGUUUGAUUCUGUGGAAGACAUCAUCGAACACUACAAGUAUUUUCCCAUUAUACUAAUAGAUGGAAAAGACAAGGCUGGUGUGCACAGGGAACAAUGCUACCUCACCCAGCCACUGCCUUUCAGCAGGCGCUUCCUGACUCAGUACUCUAGCCAGGCACUUCAUGAGUAA
Peromyscus californicus insignis is the source of this 1323-nucleotide messenger RNA. It is a transcript of the gene Clnk, whose product is annotated as cytokine dependent hematopoietic cell linker. The record is from RefSeq and is a predicted model, not a curated record. Gene Ontology annotation, biological process: cell surface receptor protein tyrosine kinase signaling pathway; intracellular signal transduction. Bases 1 to 1323 code for a protein of 440 amino acids. The transcript is spliced from 17 exons. NCBI's taxonomy places the organism in Eukaryota, Metazoa, Chordata, Mammalia, Rodentia, Cricetidae.